AUGGAGGCGAGCAGCACGCCAGACAAAUCGCUGGAGCGGCUCCUCAACGAGGGCAAGCGCUAUGCAGACAAGGCCAAAUGCCGCCAGACCUCGGGCUUUGAAGCGGAUUGUGUGGAAGGCGACCCGUACCAUUGGCACGUGAAGAUCUACGACUUCUUCGGCGACAGCACGGUGGCCAAAGACCUGGCACACCUCAAAGAACAGCAGGGUGUGGAUCAUGUCUUGGUGUCCUUCCGCUUCACGACCGAGUACCCGCUCAAGCCUCCCACCGUCCGCGUCUUGUACCCUCGUUUUGCGCCGAGGAGCACUGGCGGCGUCGUGUCCACGGGCGGAACGGUGCAGCUCGCCCUCUUCACCUACCAAGAGUGGAGCCCAAUCAAUACGAUGUCGUCUAUCGUCACGCACCUCAAGAACAAGCUCGUCGAAGCAAACGCCCGUAUCUACGUGACCAACCCGUUGCCCUACACCGACGAAGAAGUCGCCUCCGCAACGACCGGCUUCUACACCACAUAUGUUUGCAACACGCCGGCGUUCAUUGGACGCCCGGAACUCAAUUACGGCGGCAAGAUCCUGCUGCCCGCGUCGGCGCUCCAGGAGAUCGUGAGCAAGGACGUGGCAGGCAAGCAGUUCCUUUCCGACUCCCCGCUCGUGUUUGAGCUCUCAAACCCGGCCAAUGGCAAGAAGACCUACGCCGGUGUGAUGGAGUUUCUGGCGGAAGAGGGUCAUGCCAAUGCGCCAUUCUGGCUUAUGCAACAUCUCGAGCUCACAGAGGGAGAUGAUGUGAAUGUGCGCUUGGUCACGCUGCCCAAGGGUACCUUCGUCAAGUUCAAGGCCCACGAUUCCCACUUCUUCGUGCGCUACCCCGAUCCCAAACCCAUUUUCGAGACGGUGCUUCGCAACUUUGCCGCGCUGAGCCAGGGUGAUCACAUCGACAUCACUUUUGACGCCAUCACCUACCACUUCGAGGUGCUGGAGACGCAGCCGCACACGGCGAUCGACAUCAACAACGUGGACAUUGAGGUCGAGUUCCAGCGGACGCUGACCGAGGAGGAGCAGCUGCGCGAGAUCGCACGAAUCAAGCGGGAGCGCGAGGCCGCAGAGACUGACGGCGCAGACGGCGAGGGCGUCAAGGACAAGGGGAAGGAGAAGGAGCAACUCGGUAGGAGACUGGACGAAGAGACCGAAGACGCGGCUCCUCAAGCCGACACCACCCUCUGCAAGAACUGCCAGCGAAGAGUGCCAACUGCCGCGUUUACCAUGCAUUCGGCCUUCUGUGAGCGGAACAACGUGUGUUGCAUGAAAUGCGGCCGAGCGGUCAAGGUGUCGGAGAAGGAGAAGCACGACCAGGAGUUCCAUGCGCAGGUCGAGUGCGGCGAGUGUGGGGCCACGGUAGAGUUGACCGAGCUCGGCGCUCACCUCGAGAAUUAUUGCCCGCAGCGAAGCGUGCCCUGCCACUAUUGCGGUCUGAUGACCAAGGCCACCCAACUCGACGAGCACCAGGAGUACUGUGGGACCCGCACGGAGGAGUGCGAAAAGUGUCGGCGCUGCAUCAUGUACAAAGAUCUGCCGCAGCACAUCGGGACCGAUUGCGGGUACCCGCCGGCGCCGCAGCCCGUCCGACCCGGCAACGCCCUCCUCUCCUACCUGGGCCUCGGCGGCUGGGGCAAGUGA
Molecule: messenger RNA, 1671 nt
Organism: Acanthamoeba castellanii str. Neff
Lineage: Eukaryota; Discosea; Longamoebia; Acanthamoebidae
Product: ubiquitin fusion degradation protein, putative
Exons: 17
Coding region: 1-1671 (556 amino acids)
Cellular component (GO): VCP-NPL4-UFD1 AAA ATPase complex
Molecular function (GO): polyubiquitin modification-dependent protein binding; zinc ion binding
Source: RefSeq, a predicted model, not a curated record